Drosophila mauritiana is the source of this 1230-nucleotide messenger RNA. RefSeq lists its product as uncharacterized. The coding region runs from base 1 to 1230 and encodes 409 amino acids. NCBI's taxonomy places the organism in Eukaryota, Metazoa, Arthropoda, Insecta, Diptera, Drosophilidae. The transcript is spliced from 3 exons. The record is from RefSeq and is a predicted model, not a curated record.
AUGCCAGAGAAGGGUCACGAAAUCCCUUUAAGAAAUUCCCGCAAAAAGUGGCUAUCCCGACUUUUACGAUGGUCAGUUUCCUCUAUUUGCUGGAUCUCAUAUAUCAUAUAUCGCGGCGUGGUGGUUGGGCAAAUAAAGUUCUAUCCGAGAAAAGGAAAAAUGAUCAUACACCCUCGGAAUAUUUGGACCAAGCGGAUUGCUCUGCUAUUAAAGAUAUUGACACUGCUAUGCAAUUAUUCUUUCACUGAAUAUUUAUGUAUGGCGUUUCUUCCGAUUCUUCCGAAAAAAUCAGAAAGUUUUUUUGAUAAUCUGAUAGAGGCAAUUGCAGUGCAACUAUCGCUUUGGAAUACCGCUCGCCUUUAUUCUUGGCUGAAUAGCCUAUCCUGGAAUCGCUCAUUUGUGGAUCGUGUGAAUGACGUUAUCCGGGUAAACGCUCAUUUAAACUCAAUUCUCGGACCUCUAUCCUUGGAUGGUAUCUCGCUGUUGAUCCUUUACGUAGUGCAUUUGCAAUUUACUCUGCUGCAGACUAUUAAUCAUUCUUAUAUAGUACCGAUGCUAAACACCCUGCUGCUGGGGUUAAUUUGUAAUGUGUAUGUGGCUUACCAAAUGCUUCUGCUAUCUUGGAUCGCUGCUAUCAAUCAUUUUCUGAAGGACUGCCAAGAGGAGCAGGAGCCAAACAGAAAGCAACGAAAGAAACUCCUUCGGCUACUGCGGAUUUAUGCAAAAAUUAGUAAUGUCCACCAGGAUAUCAAAGUGCUCUGGCUUCCAGUGGCAAGCAUGCUUUUCUCGAACAUCGUUGAGCUAGUGAGAAAUUGGUCAUACAUUAUCGAAUGGAUAUUUUUCCACCGCCAUAAAACUGUGAUGCAGAAAUGGAGCUUCGUUUUCUGGAGAUAUCUGGGCAGCGGAUUUGCGCCAUUGUUGAGGAUGCUACUCAUUGGUCUUUGUAAUGACCGUUUGGUUCAAAUGCAGGACUUUCUCAAUUUGCAGCUUCUGAUAAUCGAUCUGAGACAUACAAAAUUUAAACAGUUGGAUGGGAACUUUGUCAGUCAGCUCAAGAACCUGCAAACCUGUUUUGAUCUCCAACUAAGGGCACAACCCAUUAGGAAUCAAAUUAUGAGUGUUAAUCAGGAGUGUGGAUGUCCUUUCGCCCUGGACUUCUUCUUCUGUACCGUGCUAAAUUCCAUUAGCUGCGUUCAGUAUAAAAUGGCAAAUGGAAUUAAUAGCGACUGA